AUGGACGCCGCCGAAGGCCAGCAAGGGGUCAGCCCACGCAUCCCAUCUGUGGGCGAUCCCAUCAGCGGCAACGUGGACGACCCUGCGGACGUGACGCCUGUCACGUUUGUUGCCGCCGCACCUUCAUCGCACGAGGACGAGGACUUUAGGGAGAGCGAUCGCUGGCGGUUCCAUAGCGACACGUCGACGAUAUCAAGCAGGGUCACCACGCCUGAUCCCGCCGUGUCCAGCCCACCGCUGACCCCCUUUGCCUCGGCUGGCAGUCGGACACCUCUCCCCAGCAGAGCCGCCGAUGUCUUCUCCUUCUCACCUCUUCCUCUCCUCCCCCCUGCCCUUCCUCUGCCUUCUCGGCGAGGCGCGGAAUGGGGCCGCGGAAGAGGCCGUGGCGGAGCAAGGGGAGCGAGUCGACUUGUGCCGAGGAGCCUGAACGGCGCUGCCCGAGACCAUCACCCGAGCCCGGCAGGUUUAUCUCGGCACAACCCACCUCAACUCCCGUCGUCGUCUCCUCCCAUUACAGGCAUGGCUCAGGCAUCCCCGUCCUUUUCAUUACUUCCCGGACUGGAUAGGCUCGAUAAUGGCCACGGACCUCGACGUCGUGGUGUCCCUCCUCAUCCGCCGCCUCCGCCUCCACCACCACUCACAUCGCCUCCUCUAACAUCCCCAUCUUACUUUGCUAGUCUUCCAACAACAAGCGAAACGGAUCUAAGCCUAGCCGAUCAGGUACACCUUUCUCCAUCCUCUCCAGUUUCACGAUCGUCGCUCGGCACGCAACAUUUGGUCCAGUCUGCUUCCGGCUAUUCAACUAGCAAUUACGCACGGCCGUGGCCCUCCCGGGGCAGACGGGACUCGGGACGGUCAGGUCGGCGGCGGAGCAAUGGCUCUGAGGAGGAAGCACUGACCUUUUCACUAACUAGACCCGAGGAUGACGAGACAUGGAGCUCUUCGUCCUCGUCCAAUGAGGACCCCAUCGCCUACCGUAACGCUCGCCAGUUUCCGCCACAGCUGCCUGCUGGUCGGGCCUUUGGGCCGUCAGCGCCGCAAAGCAGAUCAUCCGCAGCCAAUCAAAUCACAGCAUGGGUAUCGCAAUACGAAAAGUCGAGAAGUCCAACAAGAUCUCGAUCGAGAUUGGGUGACAUUUCUGCAGUUCUGCAUCCCACCGACACCGAGUCCCACCUGGACGGUUCCGUGCAAUCCAACGAUUCUUCGCACGGCGAAAUAGAGACGCUAUGGCAGCAGUUGAAAGAAAAGCGGGCUAAAUUGAGCGGCACGAGGGUCGAGAUGCGGUCGAGGAGAAAAGAGCUACGCGAAAAGAGGCGCGAGAAAGACGCCGCUGACAAUGCCUUCAUGAGUGUCGUCAGGCCUGUGCUGAUCAGUCAAGGAGAGCCAUUCAACGCCCCUACGGAGCUUUUGCAGUCGCGCCUGGAAGCGAUGCAGCACUUGAGAGAUGACUAUCAAGUUCUAGAGUCAAGCUAUGAGACUCUAGAGGCCAUGCUGGACGAAGAAGAACGCGAUCUAAGCAUCCUCGAGACUCGCUUUUUUAGCAUGUUGGCUGCUGAGCAAACCAAGGAGGAGCGCCAGCCAGACAUUUGCAGCGACUCUGGUGCGGCCAAAUUCAACAUUGACCAGGCAGAGAUACCGUAUGAGCUCAGGGGUAUUUCCCCGUUCGGCCCAGUCGAGGAUCCGCAUCCGCUCUAUGUCGACUUGACCUCAGCGGUGGGCUACCUUGGAAACGCCCGCGACGAAUAUGCAGACCUCCUCUCUACUCGAGAACAGUAUGAGGAAGAAUUGCAGUUGAAGAAGACGACCAAUCAGAAAGCCUCGGACGAGCUGGACAUGAAGGAGUUCUUUGACGAGUUUCCGUCCGAGGAGAUGCGGAUGCACGGCGUGGUAGUCAGCCUAGAAGCUCGGGUCAGUCAGCUCCGGAAGAUGUGCGAAGAAAGGGGGGUCAUGAAGAAGCACAUGUCCAUCAAGAUGGAAUAUGCGCUAGAUCCGCAGGUCAAAUACGAGGAUCUGGAUCUGGACGAAGAGCCUACGAUUCUGAGCAGUCGCAAGACAUUAGGCCAUGCCGAGUUCAACGAACUGCUAUCCCAGCCAGAUCAUGUGCUGGCGGAUGAGCCGCUCACUCCUCUGGGCGCGCUCAAAGCAGCCAUUCGACUCCCGAAUCACCAUCCAGAGAAGGGUGUGAGGAAGAGACUGGCCUCCAAGGAGUAUGCAAUUGACAACCUCAUGCGGGAGUGUGAUGGCGGGAAGAAGGCCGAUUACGUGAACCGAUGGCUCCUUCACCAGCUGCGACUGUCCCCCCUCAACGCCGUGCUGCUGCGAUCUACUUUCCAGGCCAGCCGCUCCUUGAAGAUUCGAGACAUGUGGCGCUGGCAAUGCGACGUGAUGCAUUACUGGUGGCGCGACAGCACCAUGUCGCUGACGGAUGGCUACUUCAAGCCCAUCACCAGCGACAACUCGGACUAUUCCUCUCGCCAAGGAUCGCCCCAGCUGUCGCGAGCUGCGUCCGAUGGCGGUCCAAGACACGUCUACCAACGACUUGAGCUCGUUGAUAAUAGCGAUGCCAUGACCGAGUAUGGCUGA
Messenger RNA from Trichoderma reesei QM6a, 2583 nucleotides. RefSeq lists its product as uncharacterized. The transcript has a single exon. NCBI's taxonomy places the organism in Eukaryota, Fungi, Ascomycota, Sordariomycetes, Hypocreales, Hypocreaceae. The coding region runs from base 1 to 2583 and encodes 860 amino acids. The record is from RefSeq and is a predicted model, not a curated record.